AUGGAACGAGAGUUGAUAUUGACAUAUGACUCAAAAGAUCUUCGUCGCAAUGAUGCUUGGUUUCUUAUUGAGACGAAAUGGCUUGACGCUUGGAUGAGUUAUGUACUAAGUGACGAGAAAGACAUUGACGCGACGGAGAGACCAGGACCUUUAAGAAAUGAAACACUCUUUGAUUACGAAGAAUAUUGCUUGCGGGACAAUCUAUUACCGACCAAAGAUUAUCGGGGAGUAAAUCCACAGGUCUAUGCACUCUAUGCGGAACUUUAUGGCACAGAUGAAACCAAGCCCAUUGUUCGCUGGAAGCUUGACAUUUAUGCGACUCCUGUCUUUAUUGACGACGUACGAGAGAUGCUGCAUGUCCCCAGCUUAAAAGCACGAUCGUUAGUGACAGAGAUGAUUGAGAACAUUGAAAGCAACGAGAAUGGAUUGCACGAUUUGAAUACACGAAAAAAAGAGCACGAAAGCUGGGCUUAUAGAUGCAUGUGCCGGUGUGAAUUUUUAAUUCCGUGUUUGAAUCGAUUCUUAGGAGGUGGACCGACUUACAUUAAAGAAAGAAACACGACCUGGUACGAUUCUUUCUGCUGUUGCAGAAGAGAGAGAAGACAAAAAUGUGAAGUCAAGAAUAUUGACGAGACGAGUCAGAAUAUUGAUGACACGAGUAGUGACGAAGAAACGCGGGGAUUGCUAGAAUGA
Messenger RNA from Plasmopara halstedii, 693 nucleotides. RefSeq names its product Peptidase C19, ubiquitin-specific peptidase, DUSP domain. The coding region runs from base 1 to 693 and encodes 230 amino acids. Lineage: Eukaryota; Oomycota; Peronosporomycetes; Peronosporales; Peronosporaceae. The transcript has a single exon. The record is from RefSeq and is a predicted model, not a curated record. Gene Ontology annotation, molecular function: cysteine-type deubiquitinase activity.